Echinococcus granulosus is the source of this 4410-nucleotide messenger RNA. RefSeq names its product Tankyrase-1. The transcript is spliced from 14 exons. Lineage: Eukaryota; Metazoa; Platyhelminthes; Cestoda; Cyclophyllidea; Taeniidae. The record is from RefSeq and is a predicted model, not a curated record. The coding region runs from base 1 to 4410 and encodes 1469 amino acids. Gene Ontology annotation, molecular function: protein binding; NAD+ poly-ADP-ribosyltransferase activity. Gene Ontology annotation, cellular component: cytoplasm; nucleus.
AUGAAUUUGCAAACUUGGCUACAGCUCUACCUUCAAACAUUGACAAAAAAAAGUGCGUUACCCAGCUUCGACCCUAACACUCAAUAUAUUGUUCUCACGUUCGAGCCGAGCAUUAAUAACAUCGAGUUGAAAGACCCGGUCUCGAACACCGGUGUCUUUCAAAAGCCUGUUUCCUUUCUAAGCCUUCAUGAUCUACUUAUGUCCCGAGAACCCAAAGAUUCGGGUUCCCGAUGUUGCACCUCCAUUGGUGAUUCUGAUGUUGUGUCCACCUCCUCCGCCUUUUCAAAUCAGCUGUCUUCUGAGAACCAGGAGAUCUUUGAUGCAUGUCGUCUCGGUGAUAUUUCUCGUGUUAUCGUGCUCCUAGAUAAGGGUGUUUCCGUAAACCUAAAGGACGCUACGGGGAGAAAAUCCACCCCACUUCAUUUUGCUGCCGGUUAUGGAAGGCUAAACGUUGUUGAAUUGUUGAUUACCAAAGGAGCCGAUGUGUCUGCCAAGGAUGAUGGUGGUCUGAUACCGUUGCACAAUGCGUGUUCUUUUGGUCACACUGAGGUGGUUCAACUUCUUUUGGCUGCCAAUUCUGACCCGAAUGCGCAAGACAAUUGGCAUUAUACUCCUUUACAUGAAGCUGCUAUCAAGGGAAAGGUCGAUGUGUGUAUUUUAUUACUCCAGGCCAAAGCCGAUCCAUAUCUGCGCAACCUUGACGGAAAGACGCCUCUUGACUUUGCUGAGGGUCCGACUGCUCAAGUGUUGGUAGGGGACUUCCGAAAGACCGAACUCCUGGAGGCUGCACGGACGGGAAAGGAGGAUAAACUAGUGUCUCUGCUAACACCACAAAAUGUCAACUGCCAUGCAGACGAUGGACGAAAGUCUACUCCUCUCCACCUUGCCGCAGGAUAUAAUCGAACUCGGAUCGUGCAGAUCCUGUUAGCCACGGGUGCAGACGUUCGAGCCAAGGAUAAGGGAGGUCUUAUUCCCCUACAUAACGCUUGCUCCUACGGUCACUUGGAAGUUUGUGAGAUGCUCCUUUCUGCUGGUGGCGGUGGAUGCGCAGGUGGUUCUGUUGACUCUCUCGCCCAGCAAGUUCAUGCUGCUGAUCUCUGGCACUACACUCCGCUUCACGAGGCAGCAAGCAAGGCGAGAGCAGAGGUCUGUUCCCUCCUGUUGGCGCAUGGAGCGGAUCCCUAUCAGCCGAAUAUUCAUGGCAAGACCGCAUUGGAUUUGGCGCCCUCCAGAGAGCUGAAACAGAGGAUUGUGUAUGAGCGGAGGGGCCACCUCCUUCUCGAAGCUUGUCGCCGAUGCGAUCUGGUUCUGGUGAAGCGUCUCCUCAACUCCACUGAUGAUGUCCACAAGACUGCUUCCACUUUUGUCGCCGCUCCUGCUAUUGCGGCUAUCACGUCGUCAACGGAACCACCUCUUCCUUCCAUUUCUGACGAAUCUAGAAUGCCGAAGAAGCCAGCAAUGCCCGGAGGUUUGGCGUCACUGUCGUGUGGGACUCCUGACCUCAUCCACUUUCGACAUCCGUUUAGUGGAGACACGACACUCCAUAUGGCAGCUACAGUGAUUGUCAAGGUGGAUAGAAGUAAGGAGGAUGAUAGAAAAACGACUUCGCCUUCCUCUAUGGUUCUUGUCAGCCAAAGGCGGCAGUUGAUUGAGUUUCUGAUCUCCAGAGGUGCUGGCCUAAGUGAACGCAACGCGGAAGGUCGUACAGCUCUUCACGUAGCCGCUGCCUCAGGAUGCGUGGAGGCGAUUCUGGCUCUGGCGCAACAUGGAGCUCAAGUGAAUGUCACCGAUGUACAGGGCUAUUCGCCUCUCCAUUUGGCCUCAGCCAAUGGGCAUGCAGUCGCUGUGAGACUACUUUUGGACAGUCUUGGAGCGGAUAGAAAUUUGACCACUGUGGGAGGCGGAGGAGAAGGAAAUGGUACAGGUCGUACAGCACUCCAAAUGGCAGCUUCGGAUCGAGUUCGGCGGAUGUUCUUGGAACCAGUGGAAUCUGUGUCGGCAGUGUCAGAAUCGGCGUCCACGCCUGCAGCGGUAGCGAUCGUCUAUCCAACUAAUGCUCUCUUUCCCGAUUCCAAACCCUCGACUUCUAUCGACCAGAAGAAGCUUCCCUCCGUCUCGGGUGGAUCCACCCCUCAACCAUCUGGUAGCAACAGUAAUGGAAGUGUAAGCACCUCACAGAUUCCUUCGAAAAAGUCCUUCGCCGCCGCUACCGCCGUCACUUCUAUCCCCUCCUCUUCCUCCAUCCCUUCCAAUGGCAACAACAGCAAUACCGCAUGGGCCAGCGUUGUCCUCCAACUCUUGGAAGCCGCCAAGGCAGGCGACGUCGAUCUGGUCUGUCGUCUUGUUGUAGCCUAUCAACGAGGCCCUGAGGGGGAUGGUAAUCCACCCACAGAUCUCAUCAACUGUCGGGAUAUUGAUGGGCGCCAUUCAACGCCACUGCACUUCGCCGCAGGGUACAACCGGCUGGCGGUUGUGGAGAUGCUUCUUAAGUUUGGCGCCGACGUACAUGCGAAAGACAAAGGAGGUCUAGUGCCAUUGCACAACGCUUGCUCAUAUGGGCAUGCGAAGGUGGCGGAGUUGUUAAUUCAACACGGUGCCAACGUGAAUGUUACCGAUCUCUGGCGCUUCACACCCCUUCACGAGGCCGCUGCAAAGGGCAAAUUCGAUAUUUGUCGCCUCCUUCUCAAGCACGGUGCCGAUCCGACUCGCAAAAAUCGUGAUGGUCACACACCGCUCGAUCUUGUCAAGGACACCGACAGCCUUGUCUACGACCUCCUCCGCGGUGAUACCGCAGUCCUUGAAGCUGCCAAGCGCGGCAAUCUCGCCAAAAUCCAGCGUCUUAUCACUCCCGAGAACAUUAAUUGCCGCGACACUGCGGGUCGUAACUCCACACCCCUCCACCUCGCCGCGGGCUAUAACAAUCUCGAGGUUGUGGAGUUUCUUCUCGCUGCCGGCGCUGAUGUUAACGCUCAGGACAAAGGCGGCCUCAUCCCUCUGCACAACGCCAGCUCCUACGGCCAUGUGGACGUCGCUGCGCUGCUGAUUAGGCACGGGACCUCGGUGAAUGCAGUGGAUAAGUGGGGCUACACCCCUCUUCAUGAGGCGGCACAGAAGGGAAGAACGCAGUUAUGCUCACUUCUACUGGCACAUGGAACUAACCCCAUGGCGAGGAAUGAGGAAGGUCAAACCCCCCUAGAUCUGGCCACAGCUGAUGACGUGAAAUGUCUCCUCGCGGACGCAAUGCCCUCCGCCAUCGGAGCUCCUGCCUGUCUACCCCUUCCAUCCCACAUACAACAUUCACAAGCCUGUAAUCUCCAGCCAACAACGUCCACAGACGGUCCACGUAUAGAGGGUCAGGGCAGGGCUGAAGAUGAAGAGCAGCAGUUGCAACAGCAACCACAGCAAUCGUCGUCAGUAUCCAACAUGCUCACACCAGCCCUCACUACUGCCAGCUUCCUCACUUCCCUUGGCCUUGAUCAUCUUGUCAAACUAUUUGACAAGGAACAGAUCACUCUGGACAUCUUAGUGGACUUGGGCCACGAGGAGUUAAAAGAAUUGGGUGUGAUCGUCUAUGGUCAGCGUCACAAAAUAAUCAAGGGCAUCGGGCGAUAUCGAUCGCUGAUUGCAGCCUCUACAACCUCCACCACGCCUACCAACACCACUGCAGCAUCAUCUAUUCCCUCAAUGGAGGACCCCUCCACGCGAGUGGUGGGUGGAGGUCAUUUCAGAGGCGUUGGAGUGCACGAACCCAUACCGCCCGGUUCGGAUUGCUUUCCAGCUGCAGCUGCUACAGAAACGGUGUUUGUGGACGUGCCGAGGGAUUCGAAUGAAUUCAGAGAUGUGGAAGAACAGCUUCAAAGCAGCAUCCGGCAGCACAAAGACAGUUGCGGUGGCGUGUUCCAGAGCCUUCAUGUGCUGGAAAUUACCCGCAUUCGGAACCGUCGGAUGUGGGAGCGCUACGUACACCGUUGUGCUGAGAUAGCCGAGGACUGUGGCGGUAGCAGCUGCAGUGGGGGUAGUAGCAGCACCAAUGGUGUUGGUCACUACAACGAACGCUUCCUCUUCCAUGGUUCGCCCUUCCUUCAUUCUAUUGUCACUCGUGGGUUCGACGAGCGUCACGCCUACAUCGGUGGCAUGUUUGGUGCGGGCAUUUACUUCGCGGAGAACUCCUCAAAGUCCAAUCAAUAUGUCUAUGGUAUUGGUGGGGGCACAGGCUGUCCUAGCCAUCGUUCUCGAUCCUGCUACAUCUGCCCUCGCCAGAUGCUUCUGUGUCGCGUCGCUUUAGGCCGUUCUUUCAUCCAAUUCAACGCCAUGAAGGUGGCUCAUGCGCCCCCCGGACAUCAUUCAGUGGUUGGGUUACCCUCAGCAGGAGGCUUGAAUUUUGCAGAAUGGCACGUCCACAACUGCUAG